AUGUGGGAUUUCAACCAUUGCGACGCCCGUCGCUGCACGGGCCGCAAGCUUUCGCGCCACGGAAUUGUUCGCUCCGUCCGACCGACGACCUCCAUCCCCGGCGUUGUUCUCUCCCCCCAAGGCGCUAACGCCAUCUCACGCGAGGACGCCCCGAUGAUAGCUUCUGCGGGCCUCGGCGUCGUCGACUGCUCGUGGGCACGCCUGGAUGAGGUACCUUUUGAUCGCCUCCGCUCGGGCGCUGAUCGCCUCCUCCCAUUUCUCAUCGCCGCUAAUCCGGUCAAUUAUGGGAAACCGUUGCGCUUGUCGUGCGCGGAGGCCCUCGCUGCCGCCCUUCAUAUAGCAGGGUUCGGGGAGGAGGCAAGAAAUGUUAUGGCCAAGUUCGUGUGGGGCGACGGUUUUUUCACUCUUAAUAAGGAGCUUUUGGAUGCCUACGCGGAUUGUAAGAAUGGAAAGGAAGUUGUUAGCGUGCAGAAUGAGUACAUUGAGACGUGUGAGAGAGAGGUAAGGGAGAGGAAGGAGAGGGAGUACAAUCCCUUUCCUGACAUGACUUCGAGCGAGGAGGAUGACGAAGAGGAGGAUGACGGCCGUGGUGUGGAAGAUGAGGCAAACAGCGGGGAUCGCGGUGAUGACCUCAAGCCGCCGCGGCUUGAGAAAGAGGAGCCUGACUCUGAGGCCGACGGCAUGACUGGUUCAUCGGUUAACAAAGAGGUUUAUGUAAAUUCCCAAGAACAGAAUGAUGCCCCGGAUGCACCUAUCGCAGAGGCUGCUGCUUUGCAAAUAGAAGAUGAAGCGCCCGCUACUGGAGGGUGA
This is a messenger RNA of Chondrus crispus (carragheen), 810 nucleotides long. RefSeq lists its product as hypothetical. The coding region runs from base 1 to 810 and encodes 269 amino acids. The record is from RefSeq and is a predicted model, not a curated record. Gene Ontology annotation, molecular function: rRNA small subunit aminocarboxypropyltransferase activity. NCBI's taxonomy places the organism in Eukaryota, Rhodophyta, Florideophyceae, Gigartinales, Gigartinaceae. Gene Ontology annotation, biological process: maturation of SSU-rRNA. The transcript has a single exon.